CCAAUGGAUAGCUUAGCACUUCUGCCACUUCACUCGCCCUCAACCUCGUUCUCUCGUUCUUCCCCUCCCACUUCCUUCCUCCGUCAUCGUUCUGUUCCGCGACCUCCAAAUUCCCCUUCAAUCCCAUCUCUCAGAUCAACUGUUUAUCCUUUCGCCUUCUUUCCCUCCAAAACUUCUUCCACCUUAAAUCCUCUCGCUGAACUUCGCAUUGCAAAUCACCCAAUUCAAGCUUCUUCGUCGUCAUCUUCUCCGGCAUCACCAUCAUCCUCACCCCCUGCUGGUCAAGGUGCCAAACCUUUGCCCUUUUUGAUCUCCAUUUCUAUUGGUCUCAUCGUUCGCUUCUUAGUUCCUAAGCCCGUUGAAGUUACCCCUCAAGCGUGGCAAUUGCUCUCGAUUUUUCUCUCGACUAUUGCGGGUCUUAUUCUCAGUCCGUUGCCAGUGGGUGCUUGGGCUUUUAUAGGUUUAACAACGUCCAUUGUGACAAAAACACUGAGUUUUUCCGCGGCUUUUAACGCGUUCACUCACGAGAUUAUUUGGUUGAUUGUGAUUUCCUUUUUCUUCGCUCGUGGGUUUGUGAAAACUGGGUUGGGUGAUAGGAUUGCAGCUUACUUCGUGAAGUGGUUGGGAAAGAGUACUCUGGGGCUGUCUUAUGGUUUGACUUUUAGCGAAGUGUUUAUUGCACCGGCGUUGCCCAGCACCACCGCGAGGGCCGGUGGCGUCUUCUUGCCGAUUAUCAAGUCACUGUCGCUCUCAGCUGGGAGUGAACCCAAUGAUCCUACUUCCAGAAAGCUGGGAUCUUAUCUUAUCCUGACGCAAUUUCAUUCUGCUGGUCAUUCUAGUGCUCUUUUCCUAACUGCUUCUGCUCAAAACCUGCUCUGUCUUAAAUUAGCAGAGGAGCUUGGUGUGAUAAUUGCAGAUCCAUGGAUUACAUGGUUUAAAGUGGCUAGUUUACCUGCAUUGAUUUCUCUUCUUGCCACGCCAUUGAUUUUAUACAAACUUUAUCCACCUCAAAUGAAAGACACACCAGAGGCGCCAGCCAUGGCUGCAGUCAAGCUGGAAAGUGUGGGUCCUGUCACUCGAAAUGAAUGGAUUAUGAUUGGUACAAUGCUGCUUGCAGUGUCUUUGUGGAUAUUUGGAGAGACUCUCAGUAUACCAAGUGCUGUAGCUGCAAUGAUUGGCUUAUCAGUACUCCUUGUACUGGGAGUCCUUGAUUGGAAUGAUUGCUUGAAUGAAAAAUCAGCAUGGGAUACCCUUUCUUGGUUUGCUGUUCUAGUGGGGAUGACUGGCCAGUUGACGAAACUUGGCAUUGUGGGUUGGGUGUCUACUUGUGUGGCCAACUCUCUUCAGUCUUUCUCUCUGAGCUGGCCUGCUUCACUGUUUGUUCUUCUGGCAUCUUAUUUUUUCAUCCACUACAUUUUCGCAAGUCAGACCGGUCAUAUUUUGGCGUUUUACUCCGCAUUUCUCGCUAUGAACCGGGCAGCUGGUGUUCCUGCUGUGCUGGCAGCGCUUGCUCUGGGAUAUGUUGCUAGUCUUUUUGGUUCAAUAACACAUUAUAGUAGCGGUCAGGCUGCUGUAUAUUAUGGAGCUGGUUAUAUAGACCUCCCUGAUAUAAUCAAAAUCGGGUUCAUUAUGGCUGUUUUUAAUGCUAUCAUCUGGGGAGUUGUUGGCUCUUUGUGGUGGAAAUUUUUGGGUUUGUAUUGAAUUUCCAUUUCAAUGUAAGUAAUAUCUUUUUCCUUUUUAAAAUUGUUUCAAUUGGCCAUUCUUUUAUGUUAUCAUUGCUUCAGUGCAUACAGUCCAAUAAUAUACGGAUAAUUAUUUUAGUACAAAUCCUAAAUUGAAGAUUUGAAACU
Messenger RNA from Neltuma alba, 1850 nucleotides. Its product is annotated as dicarboxylate transporter 2.1, chloroplastic. Gene Ontology annotation, cellular component: membrane. The coding region runs from base 4 to 1701 and encodes 565 amino acids. The transcript has 4 exons. The record is from RefSeq and is a predicted model, not a curated record. Gene Ontology annotation, molecular function: transmembrane transporter activity. Gene Ontology annotation, biological process: transmembrane transport. NCBI's taxonomy places the organism in Eukaryota, Viridiplantae, Streptophyta, Magnoliopsida, Fabales, Fabaceae.